ACACUCUUCUACUUUAUCACCUGAUUGAAAGCAGAACAUGCUGAGCCACAACAAAAGAGUAUCAUGGCGACUUCGGCGACAUUUCCUGGAGCCGUAGAGACGCUCUCCUACCAGGGUGAUUCAGGAGGCACUUACAAUGCGACAUUAAACAGAGAGGCCUUCACUUUGAUCGCACAAAAUGUAACGUGCGCCUACCCCAUCAGCGACAUCUACGCCCCCGCAAGCCGAUACCUCUUCUACGUACUCGUCGUCCUGACUUUCUGCUCCAUCCGCAUCCGCUGGCUCUCCCACGUCUUCUUCGGCGCAGUCGUCGCCUACGCAGCCUGCGCCGCCAUCAAUGCCUUCAUCAUCAUAGCAAACCAGCCACCCAUCCAAGAUGCGCAGAACGUCACAAUCCCCUACAUUUCUCCUAACUCCAAUUGGACCACCGGUCCGGACGCCAUCAAUGCCCUCGUCACCAACGCCACCACUGUCACCGUCAAGCCCGACGCCGUGGAACUCGACAUUGACCCCAUCACCGCUAUCGUGGUCACCGCCUGCCUCGUCGGGCUCCCCCUGCAAAUCUGGUCCCGCACCAUGCGCUCCUCGCUCAUCAUCCGCUACAUGAUCCUCCUCUGGAACAUGACCAUGCUGGCCGCCUCCGUUUGCGCUCUACUCGCCUGGUCUUCCACGAACCUCGCAGCGCCGCAGUACCGCUUCUGCUUCGCGGGCGUACUGGACCCGGACGCACAGCUCAGCGAUGGGUGGGACCCAAAGUACUGGGAGGGCAGCUGGAACGCGACCAUCGCCAACAUUUUCGAGCAUCCCCAAACAACGUGGCAGGAGCUCAGCAACAACUGCUUCUACCCGUGCUGGAACACGUCGCAGGUGAUCCGGCAGCGGACGUCGCUGAAGAGCGUGGUGUCAACGCGGCACACCAAGUUCGCAAAGUUGCACAAUCCCGCGCGGGACAAUGGCGACGACCUUCUUGCGCUGCUGAUAUACAUCGCGGUGUGGGGUUUUGCGCUGGCGCAGAUAUUUCUGUAUCUGCUGAGUGUGCUGAGGUUGGGGAGCAAGGAGCUGAGGGCUACGAUUCACGAGCCGCAUCAUCUUUGGAGGAAGAAGGGGCUUGUGUGGAGACAGCUGAAAGCAGAUUGGGGCAGGAGUUGGGUCACGCUACGAGGCAUUGGGAGGAUGCCGUUGCAUUUGAGUCGGGAGGUCCGUGUGAGAGAGGAGAGGCCGAGACUGCACGACUUGGUGCCUGUGCUGCGGCUGCUGACCGACGUCACUGCACUCAUCAUCCUCGUUGCGGUGUUUCUGCUAUCUCCGUGCAUAGUGGUAGCGUUCAUCUGCUGGAUCGAGUGGUACAUUCGCAACGAUGGGUCUACGAACGAGUCGAUCAACCAGGUUGGGCAGUGGGCACCGUUGGUCUCUGUGGCCGUCGUCCUGUUGGCGUCCACUGUGUAUCAUGUCCUGAAGGAUCCGUUGGCGAAUGCGCACGAGAUACGCACGGAGAUUGAGCAGAAGGAGGCGAGCCUGCAGAAACUUAGGGAGAAGCUAGAGAUGAUGGGCGGAGCCGAGGACGUCGAGAUCGGGACGCCAAGUGAGCCUUUGUCGCGGACGGUGUCGCGGUAUGAGAGGCGGACAUGUUCUGUGUAACGGCAGGUGAGAUAGGUUGGAGGGAAAUGGAAGACAAUAAGCAGUUUCAACAACGAAAACC
This is a messenger RNA of Paraphaeosphaeria sporulosa, 1699 nucleotides long. RefSeq lists its product as uncharacterized. The record is from RefSeq and is a predicted model, not a curated record. The coding region runs from base 64 to 1638 and encodes 524 amino acids. Lineage: Eukaryota; Fungi; Ascomycota; Dothideomycetes; Pleosporales; Didymosphaeriaceae. The transcript has a single exon.